AUGGCUGGCGGAGGUGAUCCCAAAUGGCAGAAAGAUGCUGGUGAUCAGAACUUCGAUUACAUGUUUAAAUUGCUCAUUAUCGGUAAUAGCUCCGUAGGAAAAACCAGUUUCCUCUUUCGCUACGCCGACGAUUCCUUCACAUCAGCGUUUGUGUCAACAGUAGGAAUCGAUUUUAAGGUCAAAACAGUCUUCCGUCAUGACAAACGCGUUAAACUUCAGAUAUGGGAUACCGCAGGUCAAGAACGUUACCGCACUAUAACCACAGCCUACUACCGAGGAGCUAUGGGAUUUAUAUUAAUGUAUGACAUUACAAACGAGGAAAGUUUCAAUAGUGUCCAAGAUUGGGUGACACAAAUAAAGACGUAUUCUUGGGACAACGCGCAAGUAAUUCUUGUGGGAAAUAAGUGUGAUAUGGAAGAGGAGCGCGUUGUUAGCGCGGAACGUGGUCGCCAGCUUGCAGAUCAACUGGGUGUAGAGUUCUAUGAGACAUCCGCUAAAGAAAAUAUUAAUGUUAAGGCGGUGUUCGAGCGGCUGGUGGAUAUAAUCUGCGACAAGAUGUCCGAGAGUCUGGACUCAGAGCCAGCGAUGCUCGCUGGCGGCCAGCGUGGCCAACGCCUCACCGAACAGCCGCAAGGCAAUAGCAACCCUAACUGCAACUGUUAA
This is a messenger RNA of Danaus chrysippus (African queen), 663 nucleotides long. The record is from the annotation of a GenBank genome assembly. NCBI's taxonomy places the organism in Eukaryota, Metazoa, Arthropoda, Insecta, Lepidoptera, Nymphalidae.